Messenger RNA from Annulohypoxylon maeteangense, 833 nucleotides. Its product is annotated as ribosomal protein S1. Gene Ontology annotation, molecular function: structural constituent of ribosome; RNA binding. NCBI's taxonomy places the organism in Eukaryota, Fungi, Ascomycota, Sordariomycetes, Xylariales, Hypoxylaceae. Gene Ontology annotation, cellular component: ribosome; cytosolic small ribosomal subunit. The record is from RefSeq and is a predicted model, not a curated record. The transcript is spliced from 3 exons. The coding region runs from base 295 to 648 and encodes 117 amino acids. Gene Ontology annotation, biological process: translation.
ACUAAUACCUGGCACUAACCUUAGGUAUUGGUGCAAGGUACGACCUAAGUGCCAGGUUCUCCAAUCAACCCGCUAGGUAACUGGUUGAAGUCGUAAGGCUAGGUACUUAGGUACAUAUAAGAUAACCCCACUUUAGCCCUUAUCCGAGCCCACAUUCGAAUUUCUAACUAAGACCCUAUUAACUUUUUCGCAAGUCGCGAACUUUUCUUCCUACAACUCCAAACUACCAACUCACGUCGCCUUCAUCACUUUGCCGUAACGUAAACGUUCGAGUCGUGAAGAAUAUCAGCCAAGAUGUCGUACAACAAGCCCGAGAAGGACUACGCUGGCGAGCAGGCCAAGACGCACAAAAUCCGUAUCACUCUCACCUCUCGCAAGGUUACCGCCCUUGAGAAGGUCUGCAGCGAGCUCAUCGAGCGUGCCAAGAGCAAGGACCUCCGCGUCAAGGGCCCCGUCCGCCUUCCCACUAAGACCCUCAAGGUCACUACCCGAAAGACCCCCUGUGGUGAGGGUUCCAAGACCUGGGACUGCUACGAGCUGCGCAUCCACAAGCGCCUGAUUGAUCUCAACGCUCCUACCGAGACCGUCAAGCAGAUCAUCGUCAACAUUGAGGCUGGUGUCGAGGUCGAAGUCACCAUCGCUGCCUAAGCUGGGAAAUAGAAAAGGGCGAGGAAAUCGGAGUCUUGGAUGGAUCGCACGGAUUUACAGAUACCCAUGUCGUCCUAGCCCAUAUCCUAGAGGUGGCCUGCAACCGAAUAGGUUCAGGAGCACAGCAGAGAUGAAUACAAACAAAAACCGAUAUGCAAGAUGAAACAUUCUAAUCAUUCGUUUCU